AUGACCGAAGCGCAAAAGUACCAGGGCGCCCUAUAUAAAGAGAAACCGCAGAAAGGGAACAAGCAAAAUAAGAAACAACCCGAUAAUUCCAAGACACUCACUAAUACCAACGGAAACUCAGCCAAUACGAAGGCUAACACCAAGAAACCUCGCCAUCCUUACGUUGAAGACGCACCAGAUACCGAUGAUCCUCCAGCCGAAAAAGUCCCUCCUGCCGCCCCCAGUCCUCCGCAAACAUCAAAAACCCCCGCUUCGGCCUCAAAAGCAAAAGUGGCUGCGCCUGCUGAAGAAGACGUCAACGUCUUUGACUUUCUGGUCACUGACCAGACACCCACUGCUUCGAAAAUUUCGUUGGCUGCCGGUAAAGGGCCGAUGAAAAUGGUAGCUAAUGCGCGUUCGGUAUUCGAACCGGGAAAGGCCCUGGCUCAAUACGAUACGGAUGUUGACGACGAAGAUCGCGAAUAUGAUGUCGCCUACGAAGAAAAUGGGUUCUCAUAUGGCGCAGAUCCUAUCAAGCCAUCACUGUAUGAAAACCAAGUGUCCAACGUUUCCAUGGACUUCAUGACUCCGGCACCGAAGAAGAAAGAGAAGAAGCACAAGAAGAAGGACAUUGAGCGCAGCUCCCCAGACCCAACCCCAAGAACGACGAGCGACAAGAAACGCAAGCGCGGCCAUGUCGAAGAAUUGGAUGUUGAAGCCGCCAAUUCGCGGUAUGAGGAGGAUACUCCCAUGACGGAUGCCCCAUCCAGCGUUACCAAUAACGUGGGAACACCUUACCUUCAGCAUUCUGGGUUGACAGGAGGGUUGGACCGUAUGCUCCGAGACAGAUCGCUUUCGCCGGACUAUGAAGAUUACACGGACGAUGAGCACGACCUUCGCCGAUACCAAGACCCCCAGUCUCCUCUCAAGCGCACUCGCCCGAACGAAAAGCUUGCAGCUAUUAAUAAAAGCAAUGGGAAUGCGGACGAUGGUUUGGGAAUUUCUCUCAAGGGUCGUGCUGGUCGCAUCAUAUCUAUGUUCGGCGGAUCCAACAUAUCAACUAGUAGUCGGGGAAGCGCCGAACCUUCAAACAAAGCCCUUGUUCGCACCCGAAAUAGUCCCUCUAAUGGCGACGAGCUAGUUCAAGUGCGCCGCUCCAAGAAAACAAAAGAUAGCACGGCUAUCGACGCAAUUGACGAGGUACGUAAGACGAAGCGUAAAAUCAGCUCACAGAGCAACGGUAACGACCAUUACGACUCGACCCGGCCAUCCCGUCGUCUGAAAGCGAUUGAGCAGCGCGGCGGAUCCGACAGUGGUGGCGAUGACAACCGCAAGAUGGUCCUCUACCGGAACGGUGAUGACGAAGCUCUCACGGACGAAGAGCAAGAACGCGACAAGGCUCUUUACUUUUUGUCAUUAGUUACAAAAGGCCCCGAGAGUGGACGUGGUUGCUCGAUCAACAAAACCCUCAAACGCUUUCAUCGCGAUUAUCCGGCGCGCAUAGAAUCUUCCGAGGAUCAUCACGACGAGCGUCGCGGUCGGGGACGUAGCAGUCGGGUAGAUCGGGAUCGUCGUCAGGAAGAGGAGAAGGACUUGUGGCGUACCUUGCGGCUGAAGAGGAAUGAUCGGGGUGAGAUUGUCGUCUUUCUGUAA
Molecule: messenger RNA, 1632 nt
Organism: Talaromyces amestolkiae
Lineage: Eukaryota; Fungi; Ascomycota; Eurotiomycetes; Eurotiales; Trichocomaceae
Exons: 1
Coding region: 1-1632 (543 amino acids)
Source: RefSeq, a predicted model, not a curated record